Molecule: messenger RNA, 1081 nt
Organism: Mugil cephalus (flathead mullet)
Lineage: Eukaryota; Metazoa; Chordata; Actinopteri; Mugiliformes; Mugilidae
Product: transmembrane and coiled-coil domains protein 1-like
Exons: 4
Coding region: 382-1059 (225 amino acids)
Cellular component (GO): endomembrane system
Source: RefSeq, a predicted model, not a curated record
UUACCGUUGCUAAGCAACACGAACACCUGAACGCUAGCUAGAAAAAUGCUAACGACGGGCCAAAGCACCGAUAGCUUGGACUGUUUACACAGCUAAAACAACAGAAAUGCGUCCGUUUAACAAAGCCAAGUGAAAGAGUACGAUAAAAGCGAGUGGUAAAUUUGUCGACAUAUAGUUUGUUAUCGACACCUGGCACUUGAGAAACACAGCUUUCAAACGGCUUCGUUUGAGCCAGGUGACAGGUGGCAUUUUCUUCAUCCACUAAUUUGUUACUGUGGUGUCCAACCAAAGGAAAGUACCCGCUCAUCAGCAGCAAGUAUUGCAGCAUUGAAUGACUUGGAUGAUACCCAGCAAGAUGCAGGACUCUGGUACUACAGCCUAAUGAAUGACAUAGGUGAUGAAUGUUCUGCCCCUGCUAGAGGAACCUUGAGCUCCAGGGAUAAUUCCCCCGACAAUGCACAGGCCUCAAGCUUGGAUGCCUUACUCCAUGAGAUCCAAGAGCUUCGGGAGAACCUCGUCAAAUCUGAAGAAUCCUUUGAAAGCUUUAGAGCUUACUACCAACGAGAAUACUCAGUAAUCUGGGCAGCUGUGCAAGAGGAUAAAUGGAGGCGUGACCUUUUAGAAGAGCAGCUCAGUGACUUGACAGAACUGUAUCAGAAUGAACUUUCAAACUUGAAGGAGGAACUAGCCAGCCUGGAGGAUAAGAUCGCUUAUCGGUCUUAUGACACUGCAGCAGAUUUUCAUGAGGCGCUGGGGGCUUGUCAGAUGCGUCUCUUCAAGAUGGAGCAGCAGCAACAGCAGCAGCAUGAGAGUUUGGAGAAUGCUACAGUACAGAUAGCACUGGAAAACCUGAUAAAUGCGCUGCUAGCUGUUAUGGCGGGCCUCUUAAUGUUUGUGUCUACAAUAGCCAACUGUGUUGCCCCUUUGAUAAAAACAUCUGUCCGAGUGUUUUUUACAGCGUUACUUUCAGUCUUUUUCUUUUUCCUGUGGAGGCACUGGGAUGUAAUUUCAGAGUAUGUCCGUUUAUUCAUCGCUCACACUGAAAAGGGAAAAAAAUAAAAUUGUUGGCAUUUUCAUUGAC